Fraxinus pennsylvanica is the source of this 3441-nucleotide messenger RNA. The record is from the annotation of a GenBank genome assembly. Lineage: Eukaryota; Viridiplantae; Streptophyta; Magnoliopsida; Lamiales; Oleaceae.
AUGGAUGAACGUUUAGAAGAAGAUGAUGGGACGGCGCUGGCGAGGUUAUCCAACUUGCCUCCACGCCGGCAGGUUCACUCUUACAGCCACCAGUUGAGAACCAGCACCGGUACCCAUCACAAGCGGCGGCAGCACCAGCUCCGCAAGCACAGCCUUGAUGAAAACCACAUCUUGAACAAACACGCCAAUAAUAAAAACAAUGAAUUUUAUUACGAUAGCACCAACGAUUCUUCUGAUGAUGAUGACUUUUAUCCAUAUUUUACCACUACCGCUAGUAUUGCAAGUGGUGGUGGUGGUAGUGUUGGAAGUAUAGGGUCGGUGAGCGAUCACCGUGUAGAUUACAGGAUUGAUGGGAUGCCAAUUGGGGAUGGAGGCGAUGAGUACCAGCAGCAGUUUCAGCAAUCAAUGCCGGAGUUCAUGGGGAGUGGUGGAGGGGUGGGGAUAUUUAAGGCGCCUAAGAGGGCAGCUGUACAUCCCAGCCGGCCACCUUUUCUCGAGCUUAGGCCUCACCCUCUAAGAGAGACACAAGUUGGAAAAUUUUUGAGGACUAUUGUCAGUACAGAAACACAAUUAUGGGCAGGGCAAGAAUCAGGGGUUAGAGUAUGGAACUUUACAGAUGCAUAUGAGCCAGGAAUCGGGGUAGGAGGAAGGGCACGGAGAGGAGAUGAGGACGCUGCUCCAUUUUAUGAAUCAGCAAGCACGUCUUCCACAAUAUGUUUGAUGGUUGACCCUGGAAGUAAGUUGGUUUGGAGUGGGCAUAAGGAUGGUAAGAUUAGGUCUUGGAGGAUGGACCAGCCUUAUAACGAUGAUUCCACUUUGAAGGAAGGCUUCUUUUGGCAGGCUCAUCGAGGUCCAGUUCUUUCCAUGAUAAUUUCUUCUUAUGGUGAUAUUUGGUCGGGCUUUGAGGGUGGUAUUAUAAAGGUGUGGCCAUGGGAAGCUAUUGAAAAAUCUCUAUCUCUAUCACUAGAGGAAAGACACAUGGCUUCUUUACUAGUGGAGAGGUCAUUCGUUGACCUUAGGAGCCAAGUUACCAUUAAUGGUGCUUGUAACAUUUCAUCUUCAGAUGUUAAGAGUUUGUUAGCUGACAAUGUCCGAGCCAAAGUGUGGGCAGUUGGGUCGUCAUCCUUCUCAUUAUGGGAUGCUCGCACAAGAGAACUUCUCAAAGUAUUUAACAUAGACGGUCAAAUUGAGAAUCGAGUCGAUAUGCCAUCAGUGCAAGACCAAGCAGCUGAAGAUGAGAAUCUUAAGCUCGUCUCCAAGUCAAAAAAGGAAAAAUCCCAAGGCUUUUUGCAGCGGUCACGUAAUGCUAUAAUGGGAGCUGCAGAUGCUGUGCGCCGAGCAGCAACAAAGGGGUCAGCUUAUAGUGAAGAUGCUAAAAAAACAGAAGCCCUUGUUCUAGCAUCAGAUGGAAUUAUAUGGACUGGAUGUUCCAAUGGCUUAUUAGUGCAAUGGGAUGGAAAUGGCAACCGUUUGCAGGAUUUCAAUCAUCAUCCUUGUGCUGUUCUAUGCUUUUGCACUUAUGGGUCAAGAAUAUGGGUUGGCUAUAUAAGUGGAGUGGUCCAACUGCUGGACCUCGAAGGAAACUUAAUUGCUGGUUGGGUUGCUCACAAUGGUCCUGUUAUAAAAUUAGUGGUUGGAAAUGGUUACAUUUUUAGUUUGGCAACUCAUGGCGGUAUACGGGGAUGGAGCAUUGCCUCUCCAGGACCUGUGGAUAACAUUUUAAGGCUAGAAUUAGCUGACAGAGAAAACAUGUAUACAAGACUAGAUAAUGUUAGAAUAUUAGUUGGCACAUGGAACGUUGGCCAAGGAAGAGCAUCUCAGGAUGCUCUUAUCUCAUGGCUAAGUUCUGCAGUAUCGGAUGUCGAUAUUGUAGUUGUGGGGUUACAAGAAGUGGAAAUGGGUGCAGGUAACAUCCAUCCUGAACUUCCAAGUUCUAUUGGGCAAUGGUGGCAGGAAAAUAUUGGCAAGGCUUUGGACGAAGGAUCCACUUUCGAACGCGUAGGGUCCAGGCAGCUGGCUGGUUUGCUCAUAGCUAUCUGGGUGAGAAAGACAGUUAGAACACACGUUGGGGACCUGGAUGUUGCUGCAGUUGCGUGUGGUUUAGGUCGUGCAAUUGGCAAUAAGGGAGGUGUAGGCUUGAGGUUGAGAGUAUUCGAUAGGAUAAUGUGUUUUACAAAUUGUCAUUUUGCUGCACAUUUGGAAGCAGUUAACCGCCGCAAUGCUGAUUUUGAUCAUAUAUUUCGAACCAUGACGUUCAUCCGCUCAUCUAACCUUCUUAACAAUGCUGCUGCUGGUGUCUCAUCUUCUACUCAGACCCUUCGUGCUGCGAAUGCUGCUGCUCCUAAUCCUAACGAGGGAAAGCCCGAUCUUGCUGAAGCCGAUAUGGUCGUCUUUUGUGGUGAUUUUAAUUAUCGUCUUUUUGGCAUAUCUUAUGACGAAGCACGGGAUCUUGUUUCCCAGAGAAGUUUUGACUGGCUUCGAGAAAAAGAUCAGCUUAGGGCAGAAAUGAAAGCUGGCAAAGUUUUCCAAGGAAUGCGUGAGGCACUCAUCAAAUUUCCACCGACUUACAAGUUUGAAAGGGGAAAACCUGGUUUGGGAGGUUACGAUUCGGGAGAGAAAAAACGAAUACCGGCUUGGUGUGAUAGAAUACUAUACAGAGAUAGCAGGGCCACUCCAACAGACGAAUGCAGUUUAGAAUGCCCUGUUGUUGCUUCCAUACUACAAUAUCAAGCUCGUAUGGAUGUUACUGAGAGUGAUCAUAAACCUGUACGGUGCAAGUUUGAUGUGGACAUUGCCCGUGUUGACAGAUCAGUGAGGAGACAAGAGUUCGGAAAAAUUAUGAAGUCCAAGGACACAAUCAGGUCUUACCUUGCCGAACUACGCUUCGUUCCAGAAACCAUUGUUAGCACAGAAAAAAUAGUGCUGAAAAAUCAAGAAACUUUCAGUUUGAGAAUCACCAACAAAAGUGGUACAGAAUUUGCAUUUUUCCAAAUCAUCUGCGAGGGUCAAUCUGCAGUCAAAGAGGACGGAGUAGCAUCCGACUAUCGGCCCAGAGGAUCACUUGGUUUCCCUCGUUGGCUUGAGGUGACACCUGCAGCCGGCAUAAUCAAAGCUGAUGAAGUUGUAGAAAUAUCCUUACAUCACGGAGAAUUCCGUACACUGGAAGAAUUUGUAGAUGGUUUUCCACAAAGCUGGUGGUCCGAAGACACCAGUGACAAGGAAGUCAUUUUGCUGGUGAACGUAAAAGGCAGUCGCUCCACUGUAACAAAAGCUCAUAGAGUACACGUCUGCCAUUGCUCCUCGGGAAGUUCGGUUCACCUUGAUCAGAAAUGUAACAAUUCCAAGAAACACCAAGGUAGUUCCCACCACAGAUCUUCACUUCGGAAUACAGGCAGUGCCUCCGAAUUGGCUGAUGACCACUGGAGCUCAAGGGAUCCCUGA